Messenger RNA from Trematomus bernacchii (emerald rockcod), 690 nucleotides. Its product is annotated as 5-hydroxytryptamine receptor 3A-like. Gene Ontology annotation, biological process: signal transduction; chemical synaptic transmission; monoatomic ion transmembrane transport. The record is from RefSeq and is a predicted model, not a curated record. Bases 1 to 690 code for a protein of 229 amino acids. The transcript is spliced from 6 exons. Lineage: Eukaryota; Metazoa; Chordata; Actinopteri; Perciformes; Nototheniidae. Gene Ontology annotation, cellular component: synapse; membrane; neuron projection. Gene Ontology annotation, molecular function: transmembrane signaling receptor activity; extracellular ligand-gated monoatomic ion channel activity; neurotransmitter receptor activity.
AUGACUUGGAACAACAAAGGCUUCCUGGCCAACCCUCCAUUAAGAGAGGACCAUGUGCUCAUGACCGUCACAAUGUGGAUCGAGAAGGACAAAGCUGUUCGCACUCCCUUUAUCACCAUUAACUCGAACGGUCUCGUUCAACAUGUGAGGGACUUUAUGGUGGUCAGCACGUGCAAGCUGCAAGUUUACAAAUUUCCUUUUGAUAUUCAGAGCUGCACCUUGUCUCUCAAGUCUAUCGUUUACCCAGAGGAGGAGUUGAAGUUUGAAGCCUUAGAAAACAGUACAGUGAUAACGGAAUGGACUCGCCAAUCGUUGGGUAACGAGUCUGAGUGGCUGCUCAUCAGCAUUACAAUCAAGAUGAAGAGGGGUUCUGGCCUCUACAUCGUCAACUUCUUAGUGCCCAUCAUGUUCUUCCUGUGUCUGGACUUGGCCUCCUUCCUGAUGUCAGACAGCGGGGGCGAGAAGGUCAGCUUCAAGGUCACUGUGCUGCUCGCUGUCACUGUGAUGCAGCUUAUUCUCAACGACAUUCUGCCUUCCUCUUCAGACAGGAUACCGCUUAUAGCGGUGUACUGCAUUGCGAUGUUUGUUUUGAUAAUGAUCAGCCUUCUGGAGACGAUUUUGGUGAUGUAUCUGAUUGAGAAAGACAAACAGGGCAACUAUGAUGGAGGUGAGACUGAACACAUUCUUUAA